CCUUUUGUCUUCAGGUAUUGGAUGCCCAUAAAUAGGGCACACUUCCCCUUGAAAUACUCCACAAAUUAACACCAUUGUAUCUGUCCUCUGACUUGCAGAGCUUUUGUAAAGAAUCUUUUGCCCUAAAACCACCUCUCCUCAUAGUGUCGACAUGGAUUCUCUCCAAGAACAAGCCAUUUUGGUAGAGAAAGUCUGCCACUUUUACGACAAGAUCUCAAAGCUUGAAACCCUCAAACCCUCCAAGAAUGUCGACACUCUUUUGACACAGUUGGUCCUCACGUGCAUCCCACCCUCUUCCAUCAACGUCUCAACUCUUCCUACUAAUAUUCAAGAGAUGAGGUCUAAGCUCGUUAGGCUUUGUGGUGAAGCUGAGGGCCAUUUAGAGGCUCAUUACUCCACCAUUUUAGCCUCUUUUCAGAACCCUCUUCAUCAUCUUCAUGUCUUCCCUUACUACUCCAAUUACCUCAAGCUUAGCCUUAUCGAAUAUAACAUCCUCAAUCAACACUAUUCGGCUCAAUCUGGCCCCCCGAAGCGUGUUGCCUUUGUGGGGUCGGGUCCUUUGCCUCUUACAUCGAUUGUUUUGGCUUCUCAUCAUCUCAAGGACACAACUUUUCACAACUAUGACAUUGACCCUUUGGCAAACUCGAUGGCGUCUUGCUUAGUUUCUCCCGAUCCUGAUUUGUCACGGAGGAUGAUCUUCCACACGACUGACAUCAUGGAUGUCACAGAUGAGUUGAAGGACUAUGAUGUCAUCUUUCUGGCCGCACUUGUGGGGAUGCACAUCAAUGAGAAGGUUAAAGUGGUGCAACAUUUGGCUAAGUACAUGGAGCCAGGAUCCAUCCUGAUGCUGAGGAGUGCUCAUGGUGCUCGGGCUUUUCUUUAUCCGGUGGUUGACCCUGAACAUCUUCAAGGGUUUGAAGUUCUCUCGGUUUUCCAUCCGGAUGAUGAUGUUGUUAAUUCUGUUGUGAUCUCGCGUAAGAAUCCAGUGACACCAAACAUAGACCACAGGCAUCAUCAUCAUCAUCAAUUGGGGAUUGAAUCAUCCAUCAUGCCCUCAAGUUGCAAGUACUGUGAGUUCCAAAUGUUUAACAAUCCACUUAACCAGAUGAGCAUGAUUGAGGAAUUGGGAACUGAUGAUUAGAUAAUCAUCAAGAAAACUUGCUCCACAUAUCCAUUUGUAAUGCUACUUCUUAUAAACCUUUAUAUGCAUGUCUAACACUAUGUGAUUUGAAGUAAAUUAAUUUGAGUUUUGUGUGAUCUUAUAAAAAUUUGAAGAAAUAAAACAACCUUAGGUUAUGUUUA
This is a messenger RNA of Cynara cardunculus var. scolymus (artichoke), 1302 nucleotides long. RefSeq names its product nicotianamine synthase-like. The transcript has a single exon. Gene Ontology annotation, biological process: nicotianamine biosynthetic process. NCBI's taxonomy places the organism in Eukaryota, Viridiplantae, Streptophyta, Magnoliopsida, Asterales, Asteraceae. The record is from RefSeq and is a predicted model, not a curated record. The coding region runs from base 152 to 1141 and encodes 329 amino acids. Gene Ontology annotation, molecular function: nicotianamine synthase activity.